Molecule: messenger RNA, 1661 nt
Organism: Leptidea sinapis
Lineage: Eukaryota; Metazoa; Arthropoda; Insecta; Lepidoptera; Pieridae
Gene: Rich
Product: guanine nucleotide exchange factor subunit Rich
Exons: 11
Coding region: 73-1530 (485 amino acids)
Biological process (GO): intracellular protein transport; retrograde transport, endosome to Golgi
Cellular component (GO): Ric1-Rgp1 guanyl-nucleotide exchange factor complex; cytosol; Golgi membrane
Molecular function (GO): protein binding
Source: RefSeq, a predicted model, not a curated record
AAUAUAUUUUAAUGUCAAUGCCUGAUUUAUUCUAUCCAAAUAUUCAGAUUCCUGGUUUUACCUCAAUACAAAAUGUAUUUUCCAAUUGGAUGGCCUAAAGUUCUUAGAACUCUAGGCACAGGUUCUCAACAAAUAGUUUCAAAUCGAGAUAAAAUUCUAUUUGCAACUUUAAGUGAUGAUUGUAUUGCAGUAUGGUAUUGUAAGCCUAGUGUCCCAUUAGUUUUUCAUAAAAGAAGUUAUGAUUCAUUACAAAGAUUGGGUGUUAAUGUUGGUGUGGAAUGGAAACCAGAUUCAUCAAUGAUAUGCAUUUCAACAUCUGAAGGACAUUUGAUUCUUUACAAUAUUGAGGUACAAAGCGAUCUGACCGCUUAUCAGCAGUUCGAUCCGCCUACUGCUAGCUUACGAAGAGACUCAGCCGAACUUUUUCUUAAGGAAGUCAUACCUUCAUUGAAAAUCUCUCAGUCAAAAGAGAUUCUGGUCUGGGAUGGGCAGAUCACUCGCAUGUGCUGCAUAUCCGGUACGGAGAUACUUGUGUGUACAACAAGAGCUCACCUGCUCAGAUAUCGAUGGGACGGGACACAGAACAGGGAUUACUGCCUAGAUUUGGGACGCAUACCUUUCUCAAUUAAUCAACAGGUUUCUAAAGCGGAGCCAAUCCUAGAGGAUAACACACACGUAAACGACAUCGAAUAUUCGCCACUAGUCUGUGGAUUUGGUGUUACCUUAAACGACGGACGCGCCGCGUAUCUAACUGCACCUAACCUUAAAUUUGACCCCAACGCAGUGCAAGGUAUAUGGGCACAGGGUAUCGAUGACGCGACUUGUGUCAGAGUAAAUCAUAAAUUCAGACUUAUUGCCAUUGGAAGAAGGAACUCUCAAGUGGAUGUGUUCACGAUCGACGAAUUGACUGGUGGUCUAGAGUUAUCGCAUACCAUGGUGCUAAGUUCUAAGGACUUUCCAGGUGAUCCAGGUCCUGUCAAAUGCAUAAGAUGGACGGGAGACGGUCGCGCGGUGUCAGUGUGCUGGGAGCGCGGGGGUCUGUCUGUGUGGAGUACGUUCGGAGCGCUGCUCAUGUGCUCCCUCGGGUGGGACUACGGCUUGAGCCAGGACCUCGCCUGCCACAACCCUCUCGUGGUCACUAGCAUGGAAUGGGCUACGGAAGGUUACCAGCUAUGGAUGGUGAAGCUGGAAGAAGACACGAAAUCUAAUCUCAUUCAAAUGGACUUCGUAAAGAGUCCACUCUCUGUUAAUCCUUGUAUGGGCAAUCAAAGGCACCUCUACCUACAAGGCGAUGAUAAACUCUACGUGAACUUAGAAGACAAUUUGACUAGACGCACUAAACUCUCCAUAUUAGACUCAUCGGAUACAUACCAAGAUAACGUGCAGGACCAUACAGAUUCCACUCAGGAAUACGAGACAAGUGCUAAAUACAAGGAGUAUGUUGAUGACAACGAGUGUAGGAAGCAGUGGAUUGUUUUGCAACUACCCGCAACAUACAUCGCUAGUAAUUGGCCUCUGAGGUGCGAUUGAUGAGAGUGGCGAAAACAUGUGCGUCGCGGGACGCACUGGCCUAGCGCAGUACAGUCGCGGUGCCCGGCGGUGGAAACUGUUCGGCAACGAGGCGCACGAGAGAGACUUCGUGGUCACUGGCGGGAUGCUCU